This is a messenger RNA of Gordionus sp. m RMFG-2023, 2836 nucleotides long. Its product is annotated as regulator of G-protein signaling loco-like. The transcript is spliced from 14 exons. Bases 222 to 2417 code for a protein of 731 amino acids. Gene Ontology annotation, biological process: signal transduction; regulation of G protein-coupled receptor signaling pathway. Lineage: Eukaryota; Metazoa; Nematomorpha; Gordioida; Chordodea; Parachordodidae. Gene Ontology annotation, molecular function: GTPase activator activity. Gene Ontology annotation, cellular component: nucleus; plasma membrane; cytoplasm. The record is from RefSeq and is a predicted model, not a curated record.
UUAAAAAGAAAGAUAUUAAAACAAAUUAAAAAAAAUUUCCAAUUAUCAUUUCAAGAUGGAAUAGAACAGUGUAUGAAUUAGGAAGAAUACUAAUGGAAUACUUAACUUAUUUGAGAUGAUAUUAUUAAUAAAUUUACAAAAAAUCUUUAGAUAAAAACCCAUUAUCAUUAUUCAUAAAGCCGGAGUGUAAAAUAGUAAAAUUCACCAUUUUACGACAUAAUAUGGACCUAAAUUAUUCCGACGAUAUUCAAAGGGGAGGGAGGAAUAAUAAUUACAAAAUUCCUAUGGCUAUAGACCUUGCCAACAAGUUCAUGAAAGCUGCUAAGAAAGAAUGUACCAUUACACCAGAAACUGGGAGCGAUAUACAAGAAUGCCUUUCCGAAAAAGUUUCCGAUGAAAAUUUCGACCAAACCAAAUCUUACAGGGUCACCAUAGGCAAUGGCAAACUGGGCAGCAUAUCUAAAAACUUCACUAAUCUCCAAGACUCUAUGAGAAGGAUGAGCAGUGGUGGGAGCCUCCGAGACUUAAAUUAUUAUGAAGCGGAGGGUCAAUCUAGACAAGCUCCAUCUACCAUCGACAAUAGAUUAGGGGUUCCAAAUAUUCUAGAGCCCGAAUCGAACGAAGAUGUUAAUAGGAAUUCUGGGAUGCGGGGAGGGAAAGAAGAAGGAAAGGUUGCCCAUUGGGCUGUGACCUUCGAUAAUUUGCUGAGAGAUUCGGAAGGGUUGAAAGUGUUCGAGGAGUUUCUCAGGAAGGAGUACAGCGAAGAAAACAUCGAGUUUUGGAAAGAGUGUGAAGCCCUGAAAGCAUUGAACGAUGUCGACUUGAUCAAAAGCAAAGGCAAAAGUAUAUUCGAACAUUUUCUAGCUGAUAAUGCUCUUUGUCCCGUUAAUAUAAAUGACUAUUGUCGGCAAGCUGUAAAGGACAAAUUGUUGAACCAACCUGACGAAACCCUGUGUUAUAAAACUCUAUUCGAAGCAGCUCAGACUCAGAUUUACAAUUUAAUGAGAUACGAUUCUUAUGCUAGGUUUUUGAAGUCAAACAUCUAUAAAAAUUGUUUGAUUGCGGAAUUGGAGAAGAAAACAUAUUCUCUAAUGGAACCUAGAAAAUCAGCCAAGGAUCUAGCUCUUAAGGGGGAUAAGCUCAAGGGCGAUAAGCUAGGGUUAGAAGAUACCUCCAAAAAAUGGAAAACAAAUCUAUUUUUCUCCAAAACUAAAUUUGAUAAUUUAUUAUCCGGUGCUUUGACCAAAGGUAUUAACCUGACCGAAGACAGUAAAAUAAAAAGUAAAUAUGCCGAAGAUAUGCGCAAAAGGAGGCAGGGUCUAGUGGCCAAUGAUAUCACCUCUAACGAUACACCCGACCUUUCCAUAAGCCAACCGGUCAAUAUAACCAAAACCUCUUCAUCGAUAACCUUCACUAUACCCCACCAAUCUAACUCUGAUAUGGAUUCUAAGCUUAUAGGAUUGGACAAUCAAUUGGGUUCCCUUUACAAUAUCAUCGACUUAGGCGACUCAUUUUAUGCCAAUGAUCAAUCUCAAAUACCCUUAAACUCCAUGGACAAAAUAUCCUCAACCACUUUCCAUAUUGUUAUAGGAUCUGGUUCGGAUCCCGAAAGCAUUUUAAAUAUUUUAGUUGUUCCUAAACGAAGAAUUUUAAAUAAAUAUGGACUUCCUGAGAUAGGCAUUUGCGAAGAAAACAAUAAAGUUAUUGAUAUCAAAGACAUACAUCCAAACGUCACCGUUAAAAGAAUGCUAACUCAUAUAUGCCGUUGGAAGAGGCUUAACUUUUCCGCUGUCGAUGUUUAUUCCAAACCUUCCCUUAUUAGAACUACAUCUUCAGAGGCUAAAAAUCAUUUUAAAUCGUCUAAUAACGAGGAUAACACACCUAAAUCGACCACUAAAAGAGAAAUGGUAGAUUUGAACCAACAAUUCGAAAUUUUCUUGGGCAAAGACUUAUACGUUGAAAAACGUAUAAUAUUCGAAAUGGUUCUUCCUAUCGGCAAAUGCAUCGGAGUCAAAACUAAACCAGAAAAAAGGAUCAAAGACGUUUUAAACCCUAUCCUAUCCUUUUACCAUUUAAAACCCGUGCAAGAACUUCACAUUUACAGAAAAAAUGAUUACAGUAAAUUAGAUCCAGAUGAACCGAUUGAAAAUGUUGACAAAGAAACCAUCAUUAUCAGUUCGCUCAAAGCUUCUUCGUCUGAUCCUAAUUUAUUAUCCUUCGACGAACCUCGACUCUCAGCAGAGGAUUUUGUUUCCUUACUGACUUCAACCAAGGACAAAAAUGUGAACAAGAAAAAACUUGCCUCCAAAAGGGUCGUUAAAAGGUCUUUAACAAGUGAAUUAGUUUCGGACCUAAAACAAGGUGUAGAUAUCGAUUUAAAGAAUCAAACCGGUGAAUACAUCAUUCCUAACCCCUAACAGUUCCAACCAACAUCAAUCGUUAACUAUAUCAAAUUUGAAUAAUGAAUCAUAUUCUACUUAGAAAAAUGGAUAUAGAUUUUUUUUAGUAUAAUAAUAUCAAAUUAUAUUAAAUCCAGUGAUGUAAUAACAGACGCUCUGCUCCGCUCCCCCCUUCCUCUCCACUCCUAAAAAUGAAGAGUUCCUUUUUUAAAAUGAAUUUUUAAAAAUGUUAUUAUUUAUUAAUACAUCCAUAAUUUCAUUUCAUACACAUAUAAUAUUAUUUUAAAUCAAUUUUUUUUACAGCGAGAUACCAACUCUACAAAUAUUGUAAGGGAAAAGGAGAGGGUGCUAAAAAUCGUUUCGUCUUAGAUUAAAUGUAUAAAUGAUUAAAUAAACGAUAUUUUAUAACUUAUAUUCGAAAUAUACUAUACUCUAUA